UGGCGUACCUUUCCUGACAGACUCAGAGACCCGGGGAGAGGAGGCUAUCACCUUGUAGUGGUUCGCUGCUCUGCGUUGGCACCCCCGGGCCGUUCUUGCUUACAGAGGGCGCCCACCGCGAGGCACGCUUGUUGUUCUUGGGAGGGGGACCACCAUGGUGCGAGAGGAUGAUUUCGCGUGGCAAGUUAUCGUCGUGCAGACUCGAAGAGACCACACGGGCAUCACCAAACAACAGGAGCUACCGCUUCAGAUCACCAUCACCUACGGAGACGAGAAGGUCUCUACCCCUCUCGUGCGAGCGAGACAGCCGCUUUGGAACUUCUGGACCCAGCUGCCAGACAAGGGGGGGUCGGAGGGUAUGGUGUUUUCUCUUGUCGGCCGGGACAGCUCGACUGGGAAAAUUUCGGUGGAAGGAGAGGUGAGGCUCGAUCUUUCCAAGUUUCGGCGGAGUGGCCAGAGCUUCGAGCUGUGGGAGGCGCUGUACCCGACCAAGGCGCGGGGGGUCUUCCCGAUGGUCGUUAAAUCCGCCCGCCCGGCUGAUUCCACUGCGGAGGUCCACCUCACCAUCACCUACUGCCCGAAUACCCAAAAGAAGGAUAUACCCGAAGGCGAAGACACGGAUUGCCUGAUGUGCGCAACGUUUGCAACGUUCGGAUUAUCUCGAGGGUCAUGCUCGAUAUCGUAAGGGGCGCCGCGGUCUGGAUCACCAAGGGGGGGGGGUGCCGUCCCCUGCCGGAUCGCUUGACCGGCGCACGCUUACGGCUGCUGAUGUCCGGCCAGGCGUGCGCCAAGCGCGAAAAGGGCGGGCGGGAUGUGUAUGUAUCGCGAAAGGCGCGCCUAAGAACAGGGGCUCGGCGCUUGUCGCCCCCUCCUUUGUAAGGCCGGUGUGCCCACCAAGCUCUCGUCGCCUCUUGUCCCGCCCCGGCCCGAUUCGCGUUUUUCAUCUUGGUCCGGGCACGAGGGCGCGCAUGCGGUGUUUUUUGUUUAUCUGGCUUUGUGCUAACGCUUCGUCUGUGGUGUGUGCCGCUUAUCCAACCCCAUCUGGUUGGAGGUGGCAAUCUGGUGGAACCCCUAGAGGGUUAUAUAUAUAUAAAGACGGCAAAGAAUAGUGGGAAAGAGGGGCGUGGGCUUCGCUUCGCUGCGGCAUGUAUGUCCAAUUGCCUUUGCGUCUGGUUUUCUUUCCUUCAGGCACACCUCCCUAGUCCUGCUUGAGGGCGGUGGAUGGGCAUGCUUAGCCCAUGCUUGUAUUUUGAAAGUUGUUUCACUAGGAGCGUGGAGGAGCAUGUUUAGUAUCUGGAGGGGUUCGGGGGUCACCGUGUUUCAUUUCGGCGGGGUACGAGAGGGGGGGNGGGGGGGGGGGGGGGGGGGGGGGGGGGGGGGGGGGGGGGGCGCGAAAUCCACACUAUUACGUGAAAUUAAGUAGAGCCAUCGAUCGACAACAGGAGAGAUGGUUGGUGGGCUUCAGUGACAUUGGCAAGCCUUUAGAGGCAUAUUGCGGUAGCUCGCUGUCUGGAUGACGCCUAUCCUAGCCCUUUGCGUAGGAGGUGCAGACAGGAGAUAUUUCCCAAGGAGGAGCACGGUAUUUUGUUGUCUACGCUGGUUGCUGGCAGAUACUCGCAGGGAAGCCCGGCUAUAGCGUACCGACUGCUUGUAAAUUUGUGCUUUUGUGGAAGUUUUUUGUUUUUGGUGAGUAGUGGAGCGCGGCGUGAUCGUUUGGUAAGAGUGCAAUGGGACCGACCGCCUAUUAGUGCCCUGAGGGGGAAUAGAUGGCGCUGCUCUUAAUCCGCAGGUCUGGUGUGUUUUCCGUGUGCGUGUUUCCUUACUAUUUUUUGUCUCUUUUCUUUCGUUUGUUUCUGGUCGUUCCUUAAUAGUUGUACUGCGUGCUUUGGUUGCGGACACACGACGCGGUGUACCGGUUGCUGUAUCAAUAGUGGUCCCUCCCACUGCGGUGUGGCGGUUUGCUUUUGCGCACGAGCAUAAAGGGUCCCACAGUGAGUCCUGCUGCGUAUGGGGCUCUGGUGGUAUCUUGUGUAGGGGGGCGGUGAGACUUGGCUUUUGUGUGUGGAGGAAGGUGAGCCUUCACUUAGAGGGUUUGUCGGUGCCGCCGCCUCAUUUGCUAGCCGAUGACAGACUUUUGUGUGCCGGGGUGCGAAGUAUGUGGAUAAUGCGCGUUCUCGCUACAUACCGCCCAUCGAUGACAUACUUUUGUGUGCCGGGUGCGGAGUUACUUGUAGUUGUGGGAAAAUACGUAUUACUUUUCUGGUCGACGACAGGCGUUUGUGCGUGGGUGGGGAGUUGUUUGUGGACCAAGGCGUUUUUCAUUUCCUCUCGGCCCCCGGCGCACCGAGCCAUGUCGGCCAGCCUGCGCCGUGUAUUUAUCCUUUGCUCUGCCGCGAGAUGGCUCCCCUUUCGAGAAUGGUGUGUACUUGCAAACGAAACAUGAGAGAUAGGUGGAGGUUCAGAGAGCACCGUGUUGGCCUUUGGUACGCGGUGAAAAUGCGUAACUUUGUAGCUUCCAACACCACGGCGGGCUCUACAGGAAGAACGGCGCUCUUGAUGGCGACACGAAACUCCUCUUUGCAGCCUUGAGACACGGCGGAAGGAUGCGAUGUUGUUGCGGUUUUUAACGUUUGAGUGGCGUUUGUUGUGCAGGCGUUGGCACGACAACGAAGUACAUCUGUUGUUCUGCGCCUUGAAGCACCACAUGCGUGUGGAUGCAACGGUUUAGUGUGCGCCCCAGAGGGUAAAGAGAUCGCGCGUUAAAAUGAACUCUGGUGCACAUCCCAUCCAUUUUUUGCCGAAAGGCUGAGACAUGCGGCAACUCGUUCGUUCGUGUGCC
Messenger RNA from Ectocarpus sp. CCAP 1310/34, 2839 nucleotides. NCBI's taxonomy places the organism in Eukaryota, Phaeophyceae, Ectocarpales, Ectocarpaceae. The record is from the annotation of a GenBank genome assembly.